CGACGGAUCUAGGAGCACCCCCACACUGCAAACACAGUGCUUUGAGGGGAGUGUGACCCCUUCCAGGACUGGAGGUUAUACCCUGAUACCUGGGUUCGUAGCCGAUACCGUAAGUACCUCCAUUUCCUACCCUUGUUUAUCUAAAAUGAAGAUAAAUAUAAAUAAAUCCUUAUUUAUCGAGUACCUAAAUCUGGAGUGGACAAAAUAUCACCUCUGGGCUGCAUGUGUCCAGCCCGCCAGGGUUCCUUUUUUUAAUGUGCAAAUAGUAAUGAUUGCAUAAUAUUAUCAUUCUCUCUUUCAGAAUCUGGAAAUGGGCAGUAUGAUUUGGCCUCCAAAAUGCCAUAGGAUGUGUGAAUGGCAUUUCCACAAUGUUUGGUGUCACCCAAGACCUGCCAAAGAUCAAAAUGAAAUGUUUUUUCAAAAAAAGUAUUAUUGCCCUAAAAUGGCCUCUAUGGGCUCAGGAAGGACCAGCAUUUGGGAACAAAAAUGUAUUUCUUUUUUGCAGGGGCAAGUUCCUCUGAGAACAUUGGAUAAAGACAGAACCGUCGAAAAAUAAUAAUUGCAAGCCGCUCUUAUAGCCUUUAGGGCUGAAGGGUGGGGUAUAAAUACCAUAAAUAAAUAAUAAUAAAUAAAAUAAUGUGUCCCCCUAGCCUUCCACAGUUUCCCACUUCUGAUCUAAAACAUCCAGAAUCUCCAGAUUAUCAAAGGCACAGAUGGUUUCAAAGGCCCAGCUGACAAUGUGUCUCCGUGCUAUCAUAAAGCAUGACUUCCCAGGACAUUGGACAGCAGUGGUGGACAAAAUUGGCUAUUACUUGCAGUCUCCAAAUAGUGGGAGCUGGCUAGGAAGUCUACUGUGCCUGUACCAGCUAGUGAAGACGUAUGAGUACAAGAAGGCUGAGGAGCGUGAUCCCCUCAUAGCUGCGAUGCAGAUAUUUUUGCCUCGGAUUCAGCAACAGAUGAUCCAGCUCCUUCCUGACAACUCACACUAUUCUGUGCUCCUUCAGAAACAAAUCUUAAAAAUUUUCUAUGCACUUGUUCAGUAUGCACUGCCACUUCAGCUGAUGAAUAACCAAACAAUGACUCAGUGGAUGGAGAUUUUCCGGACUGUCAUUGACAGAAGCGUGCCUCCUGAGACUCUGCAGAUUGAUGAAGAUGAUAGGCCAGAACUGGUGUGGUGGAAAUGUAAAAAGUGGGCUUUGCGGAUUGUUGCUCGUCUUUUUGAAAGGUAUGGUAGCCCUGGAAAUGUAACAAAAGAAUAUUUUGAAUUUUCUGAGUUCUUCUUGAAAACCUAUGCUGUGGGAAUCCAACAGGUGCUUCUAAAAAUCUUGGACCAAUACAGGAAGAAAGAAUAUGUCGCUCCACGUGUUCUUCAACAGACAUUAAAUUAUUUGAAUCAAGGAGUCCAUCAUUGUAUAACAUGGAAGCAGAUGAAACCACAUAUGCAGACUUUGUGUGAAGAUGUGAUCUUCUCCCUGAUGUGUUAUAGAGAUGAGGAUGAAGAGCUUUGGCAAGAGGACCCCUAUGAGUACAUCCGCAUGAAAUUUGAUGUGUUUGAGGAUUAUGCAUCCCCUUCAACAGCAGCUCAGCUUCUUCUGUACACUGCAGCAAAAAAGCGAAAAGAGGUGUUACCAAAAAUGAUGGCAUUUUGCUAUCAGAUCCUCACUGAACCCAAUGUUGACCCUAGGAAGAAAGAUGGAGCAUUACAUGUGAUAGGAUCUCUAGCAGAUAUUUUGCUGAAGAAGAGCAUAUUCAAGGAUCAAAUGGAGCUGAUGCUACAGAAUCACGUCUUCCCAUUGUUUAUGUCAAAUCUGGGGUAUCUGAGAGCCAGAUCCUGUUGGACUCUUCAUUCAUUCAGCUCUUUGAAAUUUCAUAAUGAACUCAACCUGAAGAAUGCUGUUGAGCUGACAAAGAAGAGUCUGAUCGAUGACAAAGAAAUGCCUGUCAAAGUAGAGGCUGCCAUUGCUCUUCAGUCUUUAAUAAGCCAUCAGGAACAAGCAAAGGAAUAUAUUAAGCCCUACAUCAGAGCUGUUAUGCAGGAACUACUGCUUGUUGUUCGAGAGACUGAGAAUGACGACCUAACCAACGUAAUCCAGAAGCUGAUUUGUGAAUAUAGCCAGGAGGUAGCAACAAUUGCUGUUGAAAUGACACAACAUUUGGCAGAGAUAUUUGGCAAAGUUCUUCAAAGCGAAGAAUAUGAAGAAAUGGAAGAUAAAACUGUUAUGGCCAUGGGGAUCCUACACACAAUUGACACAAUUCUGACUGUUGUGCAGGACCACAAGGAGAUAACUCAACAGUUGGAGAGCAUUUGCUUACAGAUCAUUGGUCUUGUCUUACAAAAGCACGUAAUAGAAUUCUAUGAAGAAAUCCUUUCUCUAGCAUACAGUUUGACAUGCCAUCUUAUUUCACCACAAAUGUGGCAGCUUCUGGGUGUCUUAUAUGAAGUGUUUCAGCAGGAUUGCUUUGAGUACUUUGCAGAUAUGAUGCCUCUCUUGCACAACUAUGUCACUGUUGAUACUGACACUUUAUUGUCAAAUCCCAAAAACUUGGAGAUAAUUUACACUAUGUGUAAAAAGGUAUUAACUGGCGAUGCAGGCGAAGAUGCUGAGUGUCAUGCAGCCAAGCUCUUAGAGGUCAUUAUUCUUCAAUGCAAAGGGAGGGGCAUUGAUCAGUGUAUCCCUCUCUUUGUCGAAGCUGUUCUAGAACGCUUAACACGAGGAGUUAAGACCAGCGAGCUCCGCACCAUGUGUCUGCAGGUUGCCAUUGCUGCCCUUUAUUAUAACCCUGCACUCCUUUUGCACACUUUAGAGAACAUCCGAUUUCCUCACAAUCCAGAACCUAUCACUGCACAGUUUAUAAAUCAGUGGAUGAAUGAUACCGAUUGCUUUCUUGGCCUUCAUGACAGGAAGAUGUGCAUCAUAGGACUGAGCAUUCUGAUGGGAUUGCCAAAUCGACCGCCUGCUGUAGACGCAGUAGCUGCUCAGAUUGUUCCAUCAGUCCUCCUCUUGUUCUUGGGCCUAAAACAAGUGUGCGCUACCCGGCAACAUACAGAACACGAAGAGCAUGCUAAAGCUGAAAAGAACGACACAGAAGAUAAUGAAGAGAUCCCAAGUGAUGAAGAGGAGGCAAAUGAAGUAACCCAGGAAAUGCAGCAGAACCACUCAGGUGGUGAUGCAGGGGAUGAAGAUGAUGAUGAUGAUGAUGACUGGGAUGAUGAUGCUUUGGAAGAAACUGCUUUAGAAGGUUUCAGCACUCCAAUUGACCUGGAAGAUGGUGUGGACGAAUAUCAAUUCUUUACACAGACACUAUUAGAAGUGCAGAGCCGAGACGCAGCCUGGUACCAUUUGCUGACCACACCGCUCAGCAAUGAUCAGAAGACACAGCUGCAGGAAAUCUGUGCAUUAGCUGAACACCGGAGGAGUUCUGCAGAAUCAAAGAGGAUAGAACAGCAAAUGGGCUUCACAUUUGAUAACAAAGAAUUGGCCUCAGGAUUUAACUUUGGCAAUGCUCCAGGAAGCAACUGAAGGCAGAAAUGUUUUAAAAGACUCUGCAGAAUAUUUCAUUAUUGCAUUUUAUUAAAACAACAGCAACACCAUCAUUUGUGACUUAUGAGCGGACAAGGGAAGGCAGUGGAGGGCUCUAGAAGAUUCCUUUUUGGGAAAGGUAGUGGCUGACUCUCUUCCCAUCCUCUUAUUAAGACACUCUUUCUAACCAGCUACUGUAAUGUAUAAAGUCUUGUGGUAUUUUUAUAAGAUGUUGAACUGAAAAGAAAGUCUCUGUCCCUAUUCCUUCUGCUAAGGAAGCAGAGAAGCAGACACAUGAAAUUGGAUGGAGUUGCACCUCUCAGGUCUUUUAUCAUUGAAACUGAAGGGGUCCUAUGGAGAACAGUGCCUUCUGUUGUAUAUGGAUUGCCUGAACACAAGAAGUUUGGAGUGCAUUAUAUUCUUUUUUUCAUUUUUGUGAAAGGAUGUACAUUUCUUGGCACACUUGCUUCCCAUGCCUUUUGUUACCUUGUUCUAGUUUAAUUGUGGCUGUGUUUUGUCAGUCACAAACAUACCAACAUUGCUACACAAAUGUUUCAAUUUUUCUGCAUUAGUGUACAUUCAGGGUAAUGCUUCUUUGAGUUAUAAAAAAUAUCCUUGCUUUUACAAGUCCCCCCCCCCCCCGAAAUCAGAUUGUCUAUAAAAAAUAUUCCACCCUCUUAGGGGGGUUUCCAUACUUUUGGAUUCUUCCAAUGCAUACUUUUCACACAUUCUGCCUUGGGGUGGAGGGAGCUCUUUUCUGUUCUGCCUUGGCUUGCACAUCCCAUUGUGUAUAUUGUGGGAUGCAUGCAUGGACCCCAGCAGCUGGGUCUCUCUGUUGUCAUAUAUAGCUUAGAACUUGCCCAAAGCAUCCUUACAACUACACUGUAUAAGGGAAGAUUAGUAGUAGUGGUAAAUCUGUCUUUCAGGGAUAUGUGUCUGCAGAAUUUGGGCAAGUUACUAUUUUGGCCUAAAGCUCCAGAAUCCCCAGCCACCGUGGGCAUUGACCAUUUGCCUGCAGUAUUUGGAGACUGUAUAAACAUUAACUUUAAGUACUUUAGCUGCUGCUAUUGAUCUGAGAUACUGUACAGUUCAUCAGAACAAUCUGAAAACCACUCCUUCAGUGAGACAUUGCAAGUCUUUCAGGAAGUUGUGACAGUGCUGGCUUUGCCCAUUCAGAACAAGAGCUGUCUCAGUGCUUUUGUGGACUUCUUGAUAUGUCAGUAAUCAGAUGGUGGGCUUUGGAAGUAGUUGUCAGCUUUCCAAUGUUGUCUGUCUUGAAUGCCUUCUACUUGCACUGAAUCUCUGUCGUUCUUCCAGCCCAUGUCAGCAAUGAAGACCUAGGCUGUAAAGAAUCCCUUUUACUGGCUUCUCCUCCAUGCUGUAUCCAGCAACUGGGAGAUCAUUUUAGUUUUUUCUGCCUUUAAAAAAAACAGAUUCCCUUGAAGUGGGCAUUGUAGGUUUUGCUGCCUCUUUGUUUUCUGAGCAGAACAUGAGUGGAAUAAUCAACUAGAAGAGACUGGUGCAGAAUGAUGAGGCUUACCUUGCUUAAAACCGAGAGGAGGGUGAAGGGGGGGUCAGUACUAGCGAUCACUGUUUAUUAUGUGGCCUGGAUUGAUUCCAUGGACUAUCCGUUAACCUCUCCUGUGCUCAGAUUUUUUCUACUGCUUAUGUUUCUUUAGCUGCCUUCUCUUUAUUGUGAUAAUAUUGGGUGUUCCUUUGAUGAGUGUGAUGUUUGAGCUGCUGUGGUUUCUAGCCACAUAUGACAAUUGUUUUUUUUAUUAAUUAUUUAUUGUUUCUGUCUUAAUACAAAAACAUGUGCACCAAGCUGAAGGAUGUGCACUUAUUUUGAAUGUAGCUCUCCCCCCCCUUAAUAACAUGCAGAAGUUACAUGUGGGUUAGGAUUCCACACGUCAGUGGAUUUGGAAAGGAAAAGCUGCAUUUGGAACAUCAAUGUGCCCUUCGUAACUGACUUGGUAUAGGUAUAUGUUGUACAUUGAUCUUGGGCUGAGGUCCUAUUCAGUGCCAAUAGAGCAAAACGUGACAGUAUUAUAAGUUUAUGGGAUUGCCUGCUGCAGCCAUCAGAUGAACAAUGUCUGCUUGUGCAAGGAAGUUAUGGAUAUCUCAGUGUGGGAACAUUACACAUGGUAUAAUCCCAUUGUGUGUGCAGUUUGACAGAAAAGUACCCUGACCUUGGUGUCCAGGCUCUAAAUUACCUCGUGAGACAUGGCUCUGAGUGCUAAGGAGCUACCUUAGGGAAAAUGCAUUUUCCUCUUGGAUGUAUCUUAAGAAUCUUAAGCACUGAAAUAAUAUACUGAGCUUUAUAUCCCUAGCAAGAAUUUGUGCAGAUGGUAAAUCCUAAGAAGAUAAGAGAUUUGUCUUAUUGAAAAGGAGCAUUUUCAAAAAUGUUCACAAUCCUGAUUUAGACACAGUCGCUUAUCAUUUGAGAAUACAUGAGGAAAGGAGGUUUCAUAAAUUAAUUAAGGCCUUUAGUUAAGAUGCAACUUGUGUUGCUUAUCAUCCCACAAUUAAGUUUCUCCUCCAUGUCACUGAAAGCUUCAAACUUUUUUUUCCUUUGCAAACCAUCAUUUGUUAAUUACCUUAAGCACUACAUGGUUUGCUUAUUAAAAGGGUCACAUACAUAUACAAAUUCGGAGAUCAACAACAGGUGUGUUUGCAAUAAAGAACUGUUAUUGUGGCUCUGCUUUUGGUAGUUGGCCACACAGGGAAGUGUAAUUCUUUCCAUAAUGAAUGCAGUAGAUUUCUGACUGCAGGCUAAAGCAAGAGUGAGCUACGGGGCCACAUUGUCCCCCAGGUGACCUUAGAAGGCUGUACCCCCCCCCCCCCCCUGCCUCCCUCCCUAAAAGUAUCAUUUUUUUUUUUUACAAAAGGAUCCACCAAAUAUAUCCCUGGCUAUGUUGCAAUUUUUGUAACUCUCUGGGCUAAUUUAGGCACAAGGAAGGCUUUUUUCCAAGAGGAAAUGCCCCGGAGAUCUACUUUUGGAUUAAUUUUGAUGUCCUUUACUGAGCCUAAAAUGGCCUGGGAGAUUCGCAAAAUGGAAUCCACCAUCCGUUUCCACCGAAAUAUAAGACUGAAAUCUUAUUUGUGUCUUUUUUAUGUGGCCUGUCCCAUGUUUUAAUAUUACUUUAAAUUGGACUUUUCUUUGUAAAGUUCAUGUAAAAAGUUUGCAAUGUGAAAUAUCACCUAUGCCUGUGAAGAAAUCUGUUUUAAGUCAGUGAGAAAGCACUACUUCCUACAGUUACCAGGUAGCAAAAGCCCCAUACUACAGUGUGCAAACACAUCACCCUCCCUGCAACUGGGGUAAAUCUUAAUGUGCAUUCUACACCUAUGCAGUUCAACAUUUUGGAAACUUCUAGGUCAGAAGUGAAAAAAUUGUGAUCUCAGAACGCAAGUCCCAUCAACCUUAGCCAGUGUAACCAAAGGUGAGGUAUUGGUGCAGUUUAGCAACACCUGGAAACCCCUAUGCUUCCCAUGCCUGCUCUACAUCCCUGGUAAGUGGAGCUUGUCUUUUGACUCCCUCCCUGACUGGGCAAGCCCAAGGCUAUAAUUCAAAUGCCAGAUACAUUUCUUUCCAUCGCUUCAUUUUUCACCUUUUUGCCAUGGGCUUUUGAUUUUACCUAUGUACACAGAAGAAAAGGCUGCUCCAGUAGGUAAUAUGAAAGGGACCUGUGAGAUUUAAGACUUCACUCCCACACACUCAGGUUAUGGCAUAUAUAUAUAUCCCCUCCCUCCCUCCGUCUCUGACACACAACAAAGCAAAUUAUCCAGAUGUAUUUUUUCAAGACUACCUGUAGACGACUUGGGCUAUGUCAGAGUGUUAGACUUGAGUCUUCCUAUGUCUGGACCCAGCUCUCACUAGCUACUGGGCCAUCCAGGCUCUCUGCUGAUAUUAGAGAUGUUCCAACAGGUACUGAGCAAUACAUCUCUAGGUGUUUAGUGCAGGAUUUAAUCACUGUCAUACUAGUUCGAGUGAGUUCUGACAUUUGAUUUUGCAGUUAUUAAAUAAUGUUUCUGAGUCAUCGCUAAGCUCACACAAGCGAAUGCUUAUUGGAUCAUCUGUACAAUUGGUUCUAGGAUUGUCUAUGUGACUCACCAUUACCAGGUUCUUCUGUGAUUUGCCAACUUGUUCCAAUGUGAGUUGUAUAUAAGGCCUAAUUUCAUGCUUUUUUCUCCUGUGUAUGUCAGUUGUAAACACUUCUGUAAGAGCUGUUAUAUGGAAACAACAUGUUUGUAAUGGAAACACCACUUUAUGAGCCUGAGGACCAUCUUUCCUGUGUGUGCUUGCUUACAGGAUGUCUUCUGACCUAGUUGCCCUAUGUCUGUCUUGCACUACAAAAGUGUAUCAGAUUGCCUUGAUUUUGUUCCACUUUACUUCUGGGUGCUGCUUUUAGACUCCAUACUGAACCUGUGGCUGUACCUGUAUGGCAGUUCAUUGCAUCCAGAAUACAAAAUAAAAUUCUAGACAUCUUCAUAACAAGGG
This is a messenger RNA of Sceloporus undulatus (fence lizard), 8019 nucleotides long. RefSeq names its product importin 8 (gene IPO8). Gene Ontology annotation, biological process: protein import into nucleus. NCBI's taxonomy places the organism in Eukaryota, Metazoa, Chordata, Lepidosauria, Squamata, Phrynosomatidae. The record is from RefSeq and is a predicted model, not a curated record. Gene Ontology annotation, cellular component: cytosol; nuclear envelope. Bases 714 to 3521 code for a protein of 935 amino acids. The transcript is spliced from 23 exons. Gene Ontology annotation, molecular function: small GTPase binding.